This is a messenger RNA of Sinocyclocheilus rhinocerous, 1961 nucleotides long. Its product is annotated as sterol 26-hydroxylase, mitochondrial-like. Gene Ontology annotation, molecular function: iron ion binding; monooxygenase activity; heme binding. Gene Ontology annotation, cellular component: mitochondrial inner membrane. The transcript has 8 exons. The annotation marks the transcript as partial. Gene Ontology annotation, biological process: cortisol metabolic process; C21-steroid hormone biosynthetic process; cellular response to peptide hormone stimulus. The record is from RefSeq and is a predicted model, not a curated record. NCBI's taxonomy places the organism in Eukaryota, Metazoa, Chordata, Actinopteri, Cypriniformes, Cyprinidae.
CUCACAUCUAUUGUGCAGGUGGAGCAUACGCGGCUGUAUGGUCCGAUCUGGCGGUCACGUUUUGGGCCGUUUGAUGUGGUAAAUGUGGCGACGGCUGAACUGAUUGCACAGGUGAUCCGACAGGAGGGCCGGUAUCCAGUGCGGACUGAUCUGCCUCACUGGAAAGAAUACAGAGACAUGAGAGGACAGGCAUAUGGAAUUCAUGUAGAUACAGGCCCUGAGUGGUAUCGCAUCCGCAGUGCUCUGAACCCUAAGAUGCUUAAACUGAAGGAAGCAGCAGCAUAUGCUCCCAUCAUUCACGAGGUUGUGUCUGAUCUCCUACAGCGUGUGGAACUCCUGCGUCUGCGCAGUCAAGACCAGGCCACCAUCAAUGACCUCACCUCUGAGCUCUACAAAUUUGGCUUUGAGGGAAUCUCCUCGAUCCUGUUCGAAACACGGUUAGGCUGUUUACAGGAGGAAAUUCCCACAGACACUCUGCGGUUCAUAUCUGCCGUUAAUGACAUGUUGGCGCUGUCAGAGACGGUUCUUUUUUUCCCGCGCUGGACUCGUCAUAUCUUCCCGUUCUGGAAACGGUUUGUCCAGGCAUGGGAUGACUUGUAUGACGUAGCCCGUCGUCUGAUUGAUAGGAAGGUGAAGCAGAUACAUGAUCAGGUUGAGCGUGGAGAGCAGGUGGAGGGCAUGUAUCUCACCUACCUGCUGUCCAGCAAUAAACUCAGCUUAGGAGAGGUGUACAUCAGCCUGACUGAACUUCUGCUGGGAGGUGUGGAUACGACGUCCAACACAUUAUCAUGGACCUUGUACCACCUUGCACGUAAUGCAGAAGUACAGAACCGCCUCUAUAAUGAGAUUGCAUCUGUGUGUCCGAAUAAAGAGCUGCCGACCACAGAACACCUGACAAGGAUGCCCUACAUGAAGGCUGUCAUCAAAGAAACUCUCAGGAUGUAUCCUGUUGUUCCUGGUAAUGGACGACUGACUGUGGAUUCGGAAGUAAUUGUGGAUAAUUAUUGGUUCCCUAAGAAGACACAGUUCCAUCUCUGUCAUUACGCUGUUAGUCACGAUGAGAGUAAUUUCCCUGAACCGGAGCGUUUUGUUCCAGACCGCUGGUUGAGAGACAGCCCGUCUCGCUCUCGGCAUCACCCCUACAGUUCUGUCCCGUUUGGGGUUGGUGUUCGGGCCUGUGUGGGGAAGAGGGUCGCAGAGCUGGAGAUGUACUUUGCCCUAAGCAGACUGAUGCAACAUUAUGAGAUCAGAACGGAGGAAGGAGCCCCAUCCAUACAGCCCAAAACCAGAACCCUGCUCAUUCCCUCCAAACCCAUUGACCUGCAGUUUAUCCCUCGGGCUUGAUACCAGCAAACAGUACUAUUAAUUCAAAUCAUUUCGCCUUAAAUGUCCAAGGGCCCCGACCUGUUUCUGUGAAAUGCUGCAUGUGGUAAUUUAGGGUAGAAGGUAAAAGUGGGCCAGCUUUUAAAAUAAAAUACAACUGAGCUUCAAUAUUAUUAGAGGGAUUUACAGCUGAGGUGUUCAAAUCGCCUGGGUUGCAUUAUUAAAGAAGUCUCUUGCAAAAUCACUAUUGCUCUUUAACAGUCUGAAGGGAAAGCAGACAGGGAGAGACAGAAGAAAACCUUCUGUUCAUGUGCUGGUGGCAGUGACUCUGCAGAGAUCAUGCGGACAGCCUACAAAAUAUGCUAUUUGCUAUGGCCAUCAAGUGUCUGAUCACGCAGAAAGAAUGUUCUUUAAAAAUGUUUUCUGAUGUUUAUAUAUAUAUAUAUAUAUAUAUAUAUAUACAUUUAAUAUUGAUGUUAUGGCAUUUGUUCAAACUAUAAUCAAAGGACAUCCUUUGCACUUUCCUAGCUUUUUGUUUUGAGCCAGGCUGAAAGCAACGAAUUAACUAGAAAGUUUAAAGCUGCAGUCCGUAAGCUUUGCCUCUUUGUCGCCAUCUCUGUUUGAAAAUCUGGAAUUGC